Messenger RNA from Vanessa tameamea, 1435 nucleotides. Its product is annotated as SPRY domain-containing SOCS box protein 3-like. The transcript has 7 exons. Gene Ontology annotation, biological process: proteasome-mediated ubiquitin-dependent protein catabolic process. Gene Ontology annotation, cellular component: SCF ubiquitin ligase complex. The coding region runs from base 286 to 1350 and encodes 354 amino acids. The record is from RefSeq and is a predicted model, not a curated record. Gene Ontology annotation, molecular function: protein binding. Lineage: Eukaryota; Metazoa; Arthropoda; Insecta; Lepidoptera; Nymphalidae.
CCAAUUGCCAUUCGCAGUUCUUUGUUGUUGGUUGUAUAUGAAUGUUAAAAUAGCAAAGUUGAAACUACUGUUAUUUUAUUCGAUCUGCCCGACAAUAAAUUUAUAAAGAGUUCUCCGUGGUGACUGGCAAAGUCUACAUCAGAUAUAUUCAUGUUGCUGUGGGUUUUAUUACGGGAAAACCGUAGUGCGUUGCAUUUAUUUAAAUUGCAAAAUUCAUUUUCUCUCGAAGUGUUGUGGGAAAAGUUUAUGAUUUUAAUAUUAUAGUUCAUUAUUCACGCGGUCACUAUGUUGAUCGCGCCAGCAAACUCGCGGUCUAGGGCUAACGAAAGAAGGGCAAAACCCUACUGCAAAUGCUGGAACAAAAAAACACCGGUUCUUUGGAAGCAGUUAAGAGCCUGCAGUUGCGGGGAAGACAAUGAUGUGACUGAAUGGCGAUGGUCGACUCCAGACAGUAGCUCUAGUUGGGUAGUAAUUAGCGAAGACAGAAAGCAAGUCACCUUCCACCCUUUCUACAGUUCGGGCACAGCUGCUGCUAAAGGAGAUACACCAUUGCUGCACAACUACCACUACUACUGGGAAGUGAAAAUACUUACGGACACAUAUGGCACAGAUAUUAUGGUAGGACUGGGCACUAAUAAAGUGGACACGGCGGAAUCUCAAUUCAAGUUUACAUCUCUCCUCGGUCGAGAUGAAGAGUCAUACGGGUUAUCCUACACGGGCGCCGUGCGACACAAUGCAAUGGUCGCCCAGGAGUCCGCCGGUUUCUGCCGCGGGAGCAUCGUGGGUGUGCGAGUGGACUUGUGGCGAGGCACUCUCGAGUUCUACCUGAACAGGAAGCCGCUAGGCAUAUCGUUCUACAACCUGCGCCGCCACCAGGCGCUGUACCCCAUGGUGUGCUCGACGGCGGCGCAGUCGUCCAUGCGGCUCAUCUACGCGGCGUCGUGGCGCGCGUCGCUGCUGGUGGACGCGGCCAAGGUGCUGGCCUCCUCGCCGCCGGCCGACGGCGACCGCCGCCUGCGCCUGCCGCCCGGCCUGUGGUACACCUUCCGCUCGCAGUUCUGGCUCACGCUGCCUUCCGAAGGAGGACAGUCGGACGACGAAAGUGAAAAGGACGAAUCAGCUGGCACUGAAGCUGUGAAAAUGACGAAAAGUAUGGUUCUCUCGACGGAUGAGUCACAGUUCCUUCGAUUCUCUCCUCAAAUUUCACCAGAAAGGUCCUUGUCAAAAUUAAAACUAUCUGGAGAGGAUGACUUUGAAGACGAAUUAGAGAAAGAUGAGCAGCUGCUUGAACUGAACGACAAUCUACGUGACAGCUCUUGCAAGCUGCAACGCGAAAAACUAAACUGCUAAACGAGGUCGUUCCGGAUCAGUUCGUGAACGGUUACUACGUGGACAGCGUCGAACCCGACUAUCGGAUCGUCGUGUGGGAGUAAAG